Molecule: messenger RNA, 2148 nt
Organism: Aspergillus nomiae NRRL 13137
Lineage: Eukaryota; Fungi; Ascomycota; Eurotiomycetes; Eurotiales; Aspergillaceae
Exons: 1
Coding region: 1-2148 (715 amino acids)
Source: RefSeq, a predicted model, not a curated record
AUGGAUAGCAGCAGCUCACCAAAUUACAAAGAGCUCUUUUUGAGGGCUGAGGCGGAACGCCAGCGGGAAGCAGAGCUAAGGAAGCAAGCAGAGGAACAAAUACGACAAACGACCUUUGCAGAGCUUAUUCAAUACUGUCACGACUAUUUUUCUCGACCUUUGAGAGCCGGAACCCCGUCUCGUUCUACAACAGGGACGAUACCACCGCCUAAGGGGAAAUGCUGUCCGCUGCAGCUUCAGCCUUGGGCUGACUGCCUAGCCAGGCAGCAAGAAGUCUAUCACUCUGUUUGCACCUAUUUAGUACCAUCAGGACAGCCUGCUGCACAACUAUUCCCGUCGCGCAAUUUCUUGGAGGGUAUUGGAGAGGAGUUUAGGAAUAGGGCUAUAAGCAGUGAGCAGGAUCUGGAAACCUAUGAGAGAUUUGGGGUAGAGAAUUAUGUUCGUGAUAUUAUUUUGGAGCUCUGCAAGAUACCUGCUGCUCGAGAGGAAUUCCACUUAGGCGAUGGAGUCCGCUUCGACAAUCACGCCAACGCUCUUAGUGUGGAUAAAACUGACCAGUUUCAAACUGAUAAACCGCCAAGUUUCCGACGUUCCCGACCGGAUCAGUAUUGUAUCCACCGUGUUGACAGCGACAAGAAUUCAAUCCUAACGACAGUUGAGUACAAGCCUCCCCAUAAGCUAUCUGUUGAGACUCUUCGAAAGGGAUUGCGGCCGAUGAAGUUCUGGGAUGAGAUAGUUAGACCGGAUUCUAUUCCUACGGAGGAGAGCAAGAAGCUGGACUAUAACGCAGCCUUGCUAACCGGCUCAGCUGUGGUCCAGGAGUAUCAUGUCAUGCUCCAGGAAGGGCUCGAAUAUUCGUACCUGACUAAUGGGCUUGCAUUGGUCCUGCUGUGGGUCCCCUAUAACAACCCAAGCAUCUUGUACUACCAUCUCUGUGAGCCCAACAGGGAAGUGGACGAGAAGAGUAACUUGGAUAUUCUGCAGCGGCCGCUAACAGCCGUCGCCCACGUAUUGUGUUUAUGCCUUAUGAGUUUCCGCUCACGAUACCGUGACCAGGAGUGGCGAAAUAAUGCACAGAAGGUGCCAAAGUGGAAGACAAGUUUCGAUCAUACGCGUUCCCAGAUCCCUGUGUCGGAAUUGCGACAGAACUCACCGAACUCGGAACACGCGUCAUCAAAGUCUACAAGCUCCGAACAUACCUCAUCAGAAUACCUGCCGUCGUCGUCUCCUCCUCCGUCACCCGCCCGGUCUCGAGCUCGCUGUGCGCCGCCGGAUGUCAUACCGCACUACGAUUCUGCGGAUUCUGACGCAGAUCAAGCUCCAGGAGGACGGAAGCGUGGUUUCAGUCAAGUCACAUCAUCUCCUUCCUCUCCAUCUGCCCAACGAUCGGCACGCCAGGCAAGAUCUCGACAUACUCAGAGCAGCGGUCAAGGCCAGCAGCAUGUCGCAGAGUUUUGCACCCAGAAAUGUCUACGUAGCCUGCAGCAGGGUGGCCAGCUAGAUGAUAAUUGCCCAAAUGUCAUGCUCCACCGACAGGGAGGGAACGGCAGCCAACAUCCCAUCGAUGCUGCCACGCUGAUCCAGCAGCUGAAACAUCAAUUAGAUGAAAAUAUCGACCGUGACUGUACCCCUCUGGGGGGCUGUGGCGCAUCGGGAGUACCAUUUAAGGUCACCUGCACUGUGUAUGGAUAUACUGUGAUCGGUAAAGGAACGACUGUUGAACGUUGGGACGAGGUUAAACGGGAAAGAGAGGUGUAUCGUGUACUUCAGCAGGUACAGGGAUCUGCGGUUCCAGUAUUUCUGGGAACAAUCGACUUGGCUAAAUUCUACUUCGUACAUGGAGCCGGCGAGAUCCGCCACAUGCUGAUCAUGGCCUGGGGUGGGAAUCCCAUACGCACGAUAGAGCAUAAUAAGACGAUCGCACAUGAGAUUAAGAGGUCUAAGAAGAAGAUCCGUUCCCUAGGAGUUUUGCACCACGACCUCCGGCCAGACAAUAUUCUGUGGAACGCUGAGCUCGGACGGGCCCUGAUCAUUGACUUUCAUUGCUCCGAACUAAAUUACCGACCUAUGAAAAGGCGGGCGAGGUUGCGUGGGAAGCAUCCGUGUGGAGCAGAGGCGCGCGAGCCAAAACGACUUCGUGCAGUAUAA